Messenger RNA from Syngnathus typhle (broad-nosed pipefish), 8037 nucleotides. RefSeq names its product lemur tyrosine kinase 3 (gene lmtk3). The coding region runs from base 1 to 7323 and encodes 2440 amino acids. Gene Ontology annotation, biological process: protein phosphorylation. The transcript is spliced from 16 exons. The record is from RefSeq and is a predicted model, not a curated record. Gene Ontology annotation, molecular function: protein kinase activity; ATP binding. Lineage: Eukaryota; Metazoa; Chordata; Actinopteri; Syngnathiformes; Syngnathidae.
AUGCGGCCCCACUGCUGGCUGAUGGUGGCUCUGGCGGGGGUCAUGUCGUACAUCAGCCCGGAGAGAGCGCUCGGAGCCCCGCAGAGGGAAGUUUCUCAGAGCAGGACGGCCUCGCUGUCUCCUCCGCCUUACGUGGUCAUCCUCAUCUCCUGCUCGGGGCUGGUCUCCUUUGUGCUGCUGCUCCUCACCUGUCUGUGCUGCAAGAAAGGAGGAGUCAGAUUCAAUGAGUUUGACAAUGCGGACGGGGAAGACUGCUCGGGAGGCUCCAGCCACAUCCAGGAGGACAGCCUGUCGUCGUGCCCCUCCCUCCCGGAGGUCUACACUUUGCCCGUCAGGGAGAGGCCCAACUGCGCCGCCCUGCACGAUGGAGACUCCAAGUCUCAAUGCUUCAAAAGACACGCUUUGAACUACCUGCAGGAAAUCGGCAAUGGCUGGUUUGGAAAAGUGAUCCUGGCCGAGGUGCUGUGCGACUGCAGCUCCUCGCAGGUGGUGGUGAAGGAGUUACGCGUCAGCGCCAGCCCGUUGGAGCAGAGGAAGUUCUUGGCCGAGUCGGAGCCGUACAGGAGUCUGAAACAUCCCAACAUCCUUCAGUGUUUGGGCCAAUGCAGCGAAAGCGUCCCUUUCCUCCUGGUCAUGGAAUUCUGUCAGCUGGGUGACCUGAAGCGAUACCUGCGAGCCCAGCGCAAGUCGGAUGGGAUGACGCCCGACCUUCCAACGCGGGACCUCUUGACUCUUCAGCGGAUGGCCUUUGAGAUCACGUCAGGCCUGCUGCACCUACACGAGAACAACUACAUCCACAGUGAUCUGGCUUUAAGGAACUGCUUGCUGACCUCUGACCUCACUGUGAGGAUAGGUGACUAUGGCCUCUCACACAAUCAAUACAAGGAGGACUAUUACUUAACUCCUGACAAGCUUUGGAUUCCUUUGCGAUGGAUCGCGCCAGAGCUCUUGGAAGAGUACAGAGGCUCUCUGAUUGUCACUGACCAAACCAAGACCAGCAAUGUGUGGUCUCUGGGGGUGGUCAUAUGGGAGCUAUUUGAGUUUGGCUCUCAGCCUCACAGGCACUUGAGUGACGAGGAGGUGCUGACGUUUGUCAUCAGGGAGCGACAGAUUACGUUGGCCCAACCGAGACUGAAACUCUCUCAUGCAGAUUACUGGUACGAGAUCAUGCAAUCUUGCUGGCUACCUCCAUCCCAGCGGCCAUCAGUGGCCGAGGUAUUCCUUCUCCUCUCCUCCCUCUUGGCCGCUGAGCGAGGAUCGGCGAGAGGAGGCAUCGGCGAUGAGGACGAAGAGGAGUAUGACGAUGGGAGAAGGCGAAGAGGCGAGAGCGAGGAGUCGUUUGAAAGACGCUGGGACUUACUCCGCCCGCCAGCCUUCCAGGCGGCGGCGCACGAACGGCAGAGAGAGCGCCAACGCGACAGAGAAGACCGACACAGCUCCUACCCCCUGCUGGACACCGUGGGGAACCGCGCCACGCAUUCCUCAUCUGAAUUGGAUGACAUCCUGACCGUGACAGAAACCAGCAAAGGGUUGAACUUUGAGUAUUUUUGGGAGAAGGCCCACGCUAGGCGGGGCUACAAACCUCUUCCUCCUGCUCAACCCAUUCCGACUGUGAACAACAACGCCCAUCGGCAGUCCUUGGACACCCCCACUGUGGUCCCAGUGAUCAGCGCACGCAGCCCCUCCCUCGCCAGCGAGUACUACAUCCGACUGGAGGAGCACACUCCCCAGGACAGGUCUCCAACUCUUAAAGGGAAGAUCCAGCCGUCUUGCAGGUCAGACUCCAUUUGUCCUGGAGACAUGGAGCUUGUGGAAAUCCGCAGUGGCAUGCUGGGAAAAGAGCGGGUGCCCUAUUGUUCCUCCGACAAGUGCACGGGUGGAAAAGGCCUCCAGACGGUGCGAUCAAGCGAGGUGAAACUUCAGGUUCGUAACACGGGCGUGGCUGAGUUCAGAGACACUUCGAGCAGAGUGACUGACUUCUCAGUGAUCAAUUUAGGAGAAGAUGAAGAAGAGGAUAAGAGCCCGGACAAAAAAGCUUCCACAACGUGUCAAGCUCCAAUCCUUCCUCCGAAACCUCGCUCGUUGUCUUUCUCAGCAGCCAACCACCUUCACUCGCGCCCCCUCCCCGCACCUCCACUUGGCUACAGAGGACUUGCUCAUUACAACAUGAGUGGUAAAAUUGAGACGGACCCCCUUCAUAUGAACAGCUGCCCACCUUCUAGCUUUGGUCACCUGGGGCUCCAUCGCUCUCGACAGACUUUGCCGCCGUCUCCGUCCCUCUCGCCUUCCCUCCCGCCAUCCAGUCAUCCCAUUUAUCCCCCAACUCAAAUGUGUCCGCCGCCUCUCCCUCCUCACUCAAAGCAAAGAACUUGCCCAGGCUACAGCACUGACUCUUAUUCUCGAUACUUGAACAGAUCUACGAGAGACCCGCUAUCCUGUGACCUUGCCAAUCGAGACACCAGACACACGAUGCACAACUCCAAGGAGGACUCUCACUCCCGUGCAAAAGGCUUUGAAUCCCCCAUUCGCAGAGAAAACCCCUUGCGACCGAUUUAUCGCAAUAUACCUCGUCCUCAACCUGGGACCGACGGGCAGUCCUCAUCCAGUCCCACCUACUCCGAUGAGGACGAUUCACCCAUCAUGUCUCCUGAGAAAACAAGCAGCGGCGUCUCCAUCACUCAUUCGAGCCUGUCCGAGGACGCAGAACCGGCCCCUGGAGCCAUCUUUUCCAGGGGAAUGAAGAGGACCCAGUCACGCCUGGACACCAUCUUGCCCGCAAUUUGGAAGGAAGACGCAGAACUUCAAGCAAAACGUGUGGCCGCCGCCAAGAAAUCCCCCAUGCACCUGUUUCUGACAGAGAUAGCAACCACGACAGAGCCGAGGGAGUGGAAGUCCGACUGUUCGUGGGAGGCUGGUCAGAAGGAGAGGAGAGAUGCAGAGGGAUCCGAAAAUGUGUUGCCUAACAAAGGGAUGCGCCGAUCCCAGUCUCUGAUCACUGAGUUGGGCUCAGCAGGACAGUCGUGGGCGUCAGAGAAACGCAACAGUAGCACGGCAACGGAGAAGAACUUCACAGCAUUGUUCCAGGGAGAUCUUUUUCUGACAGAGAUCGAUACAGAUGCAGAUCUAAAUGGAGGGUCAGGAAGUGAUCCGGUCAAAUACCUCUACCCAGCCGGGUCUAGGUUGCGGCCAUUUGACCGUGCCUCAGGCCUUCCCUCGUCCGCCGAAGCUGAAGAGACCUAUUCCAAAGGAAUAAGAAGGUCACACUCCCUCCUCUCUGAGCUCAGCACUGGCAAAGCAGAGAGUCAAACUCAGCAGACUGAGAAGGAGCCUCAGAGAACAGAAAUGACCAGGGAGGAAUUCCUUAAGGAGAUCCAAUCGGCAGAGACGUUUCUAACUGAAAUCAUAUCGAGGCAAAACACGACUACAAACAAGAAAGAAGUCGAUUCAUCUCCGACCCCUCUGUCACCCGAGUACGAGUCCAUAUGUAUUGACCCAAAUGCAGCCCAGACCAUCCGCUUUCAAUCGGAGAGCUCCAUCCGUUCAUCUAACCGAGGAAAGGAUGAACCACAAACUGAAGCCAUCUAUGCCCAAGUUACUAAACGUGCUAAAAAGACCGAGAUCAAAGUUUCUACCAGACCCGAGAUCCCGAUCCUUCACAUUGGCUCAACCAUAAAAUCGGAGAACCUAGGAAACGAUCCAGAUCGCCAGUCAGAAACGAUGCCCAAAAAUGGCCUACUGCACAAUCAAGCACUUGGAUGUCAGAAAGACGAAGAAAGUUCUGAUGGACCUGCCUUACCUGCCAGAGGAAAGGAUCAGGCCACAGAUCUUUCAGGGCUCUCACCUAAAGCUUGCAACAAAGACGUCACAGUGAACUCACUCAUUACAGAUCAUAGUCCGAAGACUUCUUUCUUUGAGAAUGGCGAGCUCGUGAGGGAUGAGCCAUGGCCCAGCAGUCCGAAGAGAGAAGAUCAAAUCACAGUGUGCCAUCUUGACAGUGAAAAGGAAGUUGUUACCCCUCCCACUCCAGAUUGGGAUGCGUCAGGUGACGUCUCCCUGGUCACCCCUACUGACUCGGUCCUGUCACCUCUGACGUCCAGCUCGGCGGACUGCCUCACUCCAAGCGACUCAUGGACGGGAGGGGGAAGUGGCGGAUGGCGAGCUCUGUGCAACGAAACGCCCCAUCGGGACUCGGCCUAUUUUUCAGAUAGCGAGUGGGAAGGGGACAGCACGAGCAGAAGGAGCAGUGACGGACUUGUCGGCGGCAGGCAUCGAGGGGGCGAGAGGGGGGCGCUGACUGGGAUCGAGGAAAAAACGGAAGAAGAGGGUGAGGUAGAACACAAGCACCUUUCAAAAAACAACAUCCAGAUGUCAGAGAAGAUGACAUGUCAGAAAACACCUGAAAACGCCGCAGAUAUUCCAAUCAAAAAGUUUGAGCCAGGGCAGCGAGACGAUUCUGGUACUUUCUUGAACGGUCAGAAAUCCUCCCGACUAAUUGAUGAUGCCCCAAGCCAAGACUGUGAUUACUUUAUUGAUAAAUUGUUCUCCAAAUUAGAAGAGGCGCCACUCAAGAAGUUGACUUGCAGUGAUGGUUUUACAAAACACCGACAGGAUGACGUCAUAGCAGAUGUCGCAGACUGCAGACAUAUCGAUUCUGAAGAGAAAGAUUUGAAUCUGCUUGGCGACAGAGCCAAAGACUCCACAAGAAUGGAAAACAGUAUCACAAGUCUCCAUCACUGUGGAAAUAUGUCUACAGAAUCCCCAUCAUUGGUGGAGUCAAUCGAAGAUAAAGUAAGUGGUCUUGCGAUUGCCUCAUGGAGAGAGCAAAGCGUUGAAAAAAUAAACAAGAUGGCUGACCUGGAGCUGCACCAUGCAGACCACAACCAGCUGGGAUUACGAGACCUUCACUGUUCAGACGCCUGCGAGGAUCAGACGGCAAAGGUCAGGACGGAGACAGAGAAACAGCUGGCCGCUGCAGAGUUGAAUAACAUCGUGAAAGAGAGGUCACCCCUGAGAGAAGCAAAGAAUCGGGUUAGCGGCGUCGCUAACGAUGGCGAGGAGGUGAAGGAUGACGAAAAGACCAACUGGCUCUACUGCCAACGUUCUUCACAGUCAGGGUUGCUCGUUUGGCCCGAUGAAAACGACCAGUGGGCCUCUCCAGAAAAGCGCUCUCCGGAUCACGAGCUAAGCUCUGAACUGUUCCCCGGCCUCCAGCCCGAAGCGUGGGAGGUGGCCGAGCGUCUCGUCGUGGGUCGGGAGUUUUGGGAGGCAGAAGAAAAUGACGAACUUGCAGGAAGCGAACCCCACCCGGCCGUGUUGAUGAGCUGCGAGGACUCGUGGAACGAUGAAAGGCGGGGCUUCACCGAGAGUCUAUCCGAGAAGGAACACGAAGGCGCUCAGCAGGAGGUGACGGACAUUCAACAGGUUGAAAAUCGGGAGAACCUUGUAGAAGUCGACAGAUUUGAUGCACUAGGGGAAAUGUCUGAUGAAGUGGAGAAUAAUGAAAUCCUGGAUCAAGAGCACUCUGAGACAGGUGAGAAGCACAAGUCAUUAGGCGUGGAUAUGGACGGAGAUGAUGGACAUCUCACAGAGUCAGAGGAGAAUCAGAAUUUUAACACCUGGUCUCAGCAUCAGCUUUUGGAAUCAUCACCACUAAGACAAAAGGUUGACAGCAACACUGUUUCCGUCAACUCCUUCUCUCACACGUUGGAGAGUAAACGAGCCAAAAUAACGAUUUGCAUCACUGAAGCCCCUCAAGAGAACUUCUCAGACCAGGAAAAUCUUGACUCUGACUUAUAUGAUGAGGCUGACAGAAGAAGUUCAUGCAACUCUGAGCAUCCCACAGAAGAAAGCAGAAGCACCGCAAAAGUCCAGGAAUUUGGAGACGUUGCAGAUCCACAGGUGGACAACUUCAGCUCAGUGGACUUCCCUAGUCCGCCUCAGAGCAUCGACCUUGACGUGCAGGAUGAAAAACUGGAGAGUUUAGAUGACUCCUUUCCGAGUCCGCCACCGUCAGUUUCAGAGACCGACGACUUUAGUUGUCCUCCGAAUUUAGAUGACUUCAACACUGAGGGAGAGUUUCCUGAAACCGGUUCCAGUAAGACACUUUUUCAGGAACCGGCAACCGCCACAGUCAAUCCAUCUGACAACUCCGAGACCGAAGAUCAGAAUAAUGCCGACCCAUCAGAAGCGCCCGCCAAUAGCCUGCCGGAAUCAUUCAUUUCCGAAUGGAAAAACAUGGAUGAGGAAGCCUUGGAGGAUUUUGAGAAACUGGAACAACUGUGUUGCAUAUCUGGUGACGAAGAGGCCACCUUGGGUGACAUUUUCUUGGACAACAUCCAGCUUUUGGAGUCCUUGAAGAAAACGCCCGACCAAGAAAGCCUCUGCGCUGAGGAGAACACGGAGAAGGUGGCUUUGGAUGGGACUCUUGAUGAGUCAGAGGGCGACGUGGUGAGGUCAUCGGACCAAACUGCAGAUGCUAAGGACCAGAGUUGUCUCUCCAAGGUGACCACAAAAAAUGGCCUCAUGAUGCAGGUGUGCGAAGAACGGCUGCAGUUCUCCCUGAGUGAAAAUGUGAAAACAAAUGUGCUUUGGGGAGCGACAGUUAAGGACACUGUCACGCUUCGGCCCUGGGGAGAAGAAACGGCGGAGAGUGAGGAAGUCCAAAGCCAGGACGACAGCCUACCGGAGCAGGAAAUUUGCCCCGAGCCCAACGCGGAGUGUGAGAAAACUGAAAAUGAGCCGCUCACUGUGAUUGAACAACCUGAAAUUAGCACAUUGCAGUCUUCUGCAAACCAGGCAAUCAAAGCAAAAGUCGCUCGUCUGUCUCUGGCCCUCCCGCCGCUCGCCAUGACUCUGCCCCUCAACACGACGGGCAAAGGAGGAUUCGGCGCUCGGAUCGGCAGACGGAGAGGUUUGCUCCCGGGAAGCGAUCUUGAAGACGAGGAGGAAGAUGAGGAGGAGGAGGAAAGCUGCCGCAGGGUCAUCGUUGUCACGGAGACAGAUGUGGACAAACGCGUGGGCCUGAGAAGCUUGCUCAAGUCGCCUAAGGAGCCGUUGGACAGGGCGAGGGACAGAGGGCGCAACGUGUCCUUUUUUGAUGAUGUCACCAUUUAUCUUUUUGAUCAGGAAACUCCAACCAAUGCAUUGAGCACUUUGGCGCCCACAAGUCCAGCUGCUGUGUCCGUCAAAAACACAUUUCAUGGUUGCGGCAGCAAAAGCAAAGAUUCCAAGCGCAAAGAGGCCAAAGUCGCUGUGGGCGGGGCCAACACGGUGACAUCAUCACGCUUCACCGUCAGCCCAGCCAAGGACCCUCACUCGGCGUGAUGUCGCUUGAACCCGUGGGAACAUUUUAGAGACUCUGAGACUGAGCCGUUGAAUCCACCCCAGCAACCAACCAGCGGUUCGCACAGAGGCUAUUUUUCUACCGGAUGGAAGAGGACGACUCCCGUUUCCAAACGAUUCAGUUUUGACCAGCCACACUGUUUACAGAGUUUAUCAAAGCAUCUUUGGAAGGGGGAACCUGUGAGACGUUUUGACAGCUAUGCAGUGGGAGCCUCGCUGUCGACCAGCUUCUCUUUUCUGCAUUGUUACUCCCCCAACAGCGAGGGGAAUGCUGUUUGUUUUUCUUCUUCUUGUUUUUUUUAUCAGGCCUCUCUCUCUUCAUGGACAUGUUUUCAUUGCAGUCAUGUUUGAAACAAUUUGCUCAGCUCCUGUUAGAAUACUACUUGGACAUUUGUACAAAACAUCAUCAAACAAAGUGAAUACAAUAUCGUUUUUUAGCUGUUUACUUUUAGGCAUGAGAAUUUCAAAGCAACCAACGUUUUUCCUUUGUACUUUGAGUUCCAAAAAAAGCAGUCUCUUAUUUUAUUGCUAUUUAUUUGUCAUGUUUGUAAAGCCAGACUAUUCUUUAUGCAUUCAUUUAUUUAUAUUAUUUAUUUGAUGCCGUUAGCAUAUACUAACUUAGCAUUUGGAACAGAGUGCAUCUAGGUUAUACCUUCUGUAAGAUCUUCAUAACAAAUAAAGCAAAAUAUUUUCCCA